ACCAAAUCUCAAACCUAGCUCUUGUUUUUUUUUCUUUACUUGUUCAAACUUUUACACCCAACUUAAAACUUUGUUUUAAAAAAUGUCAAAAAUUCAUCCUCACCAUUUAGCAACACCAUCACAAACACCCUUAAGUCUAGAUCAACCUUCAACAUCUCAUGAUCCUCAUUCUUCCUCUUCCUCUUCCUCUUCCUCUUCUACUUCUAAUACACAAAGAGAAAUCUUCACAAUUUGGAUGAAAUCACUUAUUCUAGGAGGUAAAGGUUGUACCGUUUUCGAUUCGAAAGGACAAGUUAUAUAUAGGGUUGAUAACUAUUCUUCUAAAUGUUGUGAUCAAGUUUACCUCAUGGAUUCUAAAGGCCAUGUCCUCUUGACAAUCCUUAGGAAGAAAUUUAGAUUGUUAGCACGUUGGGAUGGAUAUAGAGAUGACAAGAAGAACGGAGCUUCAUGGUGGUUUCAAGUUAGAAAAAGUUGGAAAAUUCCCCAAAUGCCCUUCAAUUGUGAAGUUGUUGUGAAUUUGUAUCAUGACAAAAAAUCUCCUGCAUUCAAGAUUGUGAAGGGAAAAAGUGAACUUACAUCUUGUAAGAUUGUUGAUAGAUUGGGUGGCCUCAUUGCAGAGGUGAAGAGAAAGCAGUCAAUAGGAGGGGUAGUUUUGGGAAAUGAUGUGCUUACAUUAGUGAUUGAGCCUAAUAUUGAUCCCUCCUUAAUUAUGGGACUUAUGGUUGCAUAUAAUCUCAUUCAUAGUAGAAUAUGAUUUGUAUAUUAAGGCUUUUUUUUCUUUUUUUUUUUUACAUUUUUGUAACUACAAAUAUAUAGUCCCAUUGUUUUGGGGUUUUGAUCCGAUUGUAGAUAUUCUUGCUCUUUUUCUUUUUUUUUUUUAUGUUUUUAUUUAUUAGGCUGUUGUUUAGAAGACAACUUUAAUUAGUUGUCUCAAAAAAUUUUACUAUGAUA
Messenger RNA from Amaranthus tricolor (Joseph's coat), 951 nucleotides. Its product is annotated as protein LURP-one-related 11-like. NCBI's taxonomy places the organism in Eukaryota, Viridiplantae, Streptophyta, Magnoliopsida, Caryophyllales, Amaranthaceae. The transcript is spliced from 3 exons. Bases 83 to 754 code for a protein of 223 amino acids. The record is from RefSeq and is a predicted model, not a curated record.